AUUGGCAGUCGCCGAUUUAGCUUCAUUCGCCGCGCGACGUUCUCAGCAGUUCGAUUCGGCCGGCGAGCUCCCAAAUAAGUAGCCACCAAAGCCAUAUAUAAACUGACACCUGACGCGAGGCACCGGAGCCAUUAAAAAAGCCGCCGAAAUGGCCUUCAUGCCGUGCUUCUAUGUGCCCAAGCGGAUCAACGUGGCGAUCAUGCUCUUCAUGGCCUGCCUCCUCAGCUACAUGAUGCGGGUGAAUCUCUCCAUCAACAUCAUCGCCAUGGUGGACGACACGAGCAGUCACGAGAACGGCACCGAGGUUGAGGCCUUGCCCAAUUACGGACCUCGUUAUAACUGGACGCAGUCGGAUCAGGCCCUGUUGCUGGGUGCCUAUUUCUAUGGCUAUAUGAUAACCUCUUUGCCCGCCGGCACCUUGGCCGAAAUGCUCGGAGGUCGAAAUGUGGCUGGAUACAGUUGUUUGCUCGCCGGAAUACUCACGGCUUUGACUCCGGCGGCAGCUGCUUGGGACAAGUAUGCUGUCUUCGCCGUGCGAUUCCUGAUCGGCUUCCUCAACGGAGUGGUUUACCCGUGCUGCCACAGCCUGGUGUCCAAGUGGUCUCCUCCGGAUGAAAAGGGAAAGUUCGUGGCCUCGUUAAUGGGCGGUACUUUCGGCACCGUCAUCACGUGGCCAAUUAGUGGAGUGAUCAUCGAGAAUCUCGGCUGGGAUUGGGCCUUCUAUAUCGUCGGCAUUUUCGUAGUAGUUGUGGUGGCCAUAUGGUUCUACCUGGUGGCAGAUACUCCCGCCAAGCACAGCACUAUCAGCAUAAAGGAGAGGGAGUACAUCGAGAAUAGCUUGGGCGACACUCUGAGCAACAAGAAGAAGUGGCCACCGUACAAGGAGCUGAUCUUCUCGCUGCCCUUCUGGUCGCUGAUGUUGCUCCACUACGGCAGCAUGUGGGGUCUGUUCUUCCUGAUCACGGCCACUCCAAAGUUCUUGAGCGAGGUCCUGGGCUUCAAUCUCUCCUCCGCCGGCUUCCUGUCCAGUCUGCCCCAUGUGGCACGUCUCCUCUGUGCCUUUGGAUUUGGCGCAGUGGCGGAUUUGAUUCGUCGUCGGGGAUGGUUGUCCGUAACCCGCAUGCGAAAGGCCUUCUGUUUGCCCUCUCACAUUCUGCCGGGAAUAAUGCUAAUAAUCUUGGCCUAUUUUGGCAAAGAUCCUUAUGUUUGCGUGGCAAUUAUGACUAUUUCCCUGGGUUUCAACGGAGCUGCCACGGCUUCCAAUUUGGCCAACUCGCAGGAUUUGGCGCCCAAUUAUGCGGGAACCCUGUACGGAAUAGUCAACUGUGUUGGCACCACUCCAGGAAUCUUUUCACCUCUGAUUGUGGCCGCCUUCACAAAGAAUGAGAACACAAUCGACCAAUGGCACUGGAUAUUCAUCAUUGGAGCCGCUGCCUAUAUAUUGCCCGCCCUGUUUUUCUGGGUCUUCGGAUCGGGAAAGAUCCAGAAGUGGAACGAAGUUCAAACCACCGAGUCGCGCGAGGAUAUUGUCAACACAAAGUUAUAGUUUGUGCCGUGGCAAUCACCUGUGAUGUUGUAUCUUUAGUAUUAUGCCAUAACUGCGAUGUGUACUUGUUUAUGGAGAGUCCUAUUAAAGCUUUAGCCGUGUAUUUAUUAUUAA
Messenger RNA from Drosophila ficusphila, 1660 nucleotides. Its product is annotated as sialin. The coding region runs from base 149 to 1546 and encodes 465 amino acids. The record is from RefSeq and is a predicted model, not a curated record. Gene Ontology annotation, cellular component: plasma membrane. Gene Ontology annotation, molecular function: transmembrane transporter activity. Lineage: Eukaryota; Metazoa; Arthropoda; Insecta; Diptera; Drosophilidae. Gene Ontology annotation, biological process: monoatomic anion transport; transmembrane transport. The transcript is spliced from 7 exons.